AUGAGCGCAAACGUGACGAUUGUCCCGUCCGACUUGCCCAACAGCUUGAACUUGUCGCCUCACUUGUCGGCCCACAAGUAUUUCUAUGUCUGCACCCUGACGGUCGCGGCAUGGGACUCGCUCGUGUUGAGCCCCAGGACGUACAAGCUUUGGAAGACCGAGGGGUGGCCGGUGCUCAAGUCUAUAUUCUUCUUACUUAGGCUGCUUAUGCCUGCGGAGUUCGUGAUUGUUGGCGUCGCAUUCUUCGACACGGACUUCACCCAAACCAUGUGCAACCGCUUCUACCUCUUCGAGCCGAUCACGACGGCCAUCCUCCUCGCCUGCUGCUCCUUCGUCCACGUCCUCCGUGUCUACGCCAUCCACGACCAAAACAGGACGAUCCUCGGCAUAAUGUCAGCCCUGCUUGCCGUCCAAAUCGUCGUGACAGGCAUCUGCUGCGGCUUCUACCGCUCUGUCCCACUCCUCGACGGCCAAGGAUGUAUCGCCGGCCCCAAGGCCAACUGGGUCGGCAUCUACUGGCUCUCGACGACUCUGGUGUACACUGCGUCGCUGUUUUUCGCGACUAGUCGCUCGAUCCAGUCGCUGCAGAUGAAGCCCAUCAGCGCGUGGAAGCUCAUGCUUCGCGAUGGGCUCAACUUGUACGGGGCUAUCUGGGUCGUGAACAUGGUCAACAUGCUCUUCUGGUUCAUCGUCAAGCCGACCGACACGUCCGACACCAUCAAGACGACCGUCACCUCCAUGACCGCCGUGCUCACCGUGACGAUGACGCUCCGCAUCAUCCUCGCCGUCCGCGGCGGGCUCGCGCGCGGCGGCACGUUCGCGGGCGCAUGGUCCACCUCCUCCGGCACGCACUCCCACUCCCACUCGCGCGGCACCGCCACGAACCCCGCGCCAGGCAGCGUGUUGCACAUCCAGAGCGGCUCGGCGCCGACGUAUACGAUCGACGGGCUGAACGGGAAGAAGCAGCCUGGGUGGCCGGAGCCGAUGCAGGGCGGGAAGGCGCUGGAGAGUAAGGAGGGGAGGAUGUUGGGCGAGGAGGGGCAGGAGUUUGAGGGGGAGAGGGAGAGGCCGGUCGCUUGCUCUUACUCUUCAUCCUCCCGCGGAGCAUUGACCGCCCCGCCGCCUACUUCAUCCUACCAGCGCAUACCUCGAGAUACCUCCCCUCAUAUCGACCCACCCAGAACGACUGAUACGAUGUCUCUAUCGACGCUUUUGGGCCUCGGGGUUGGCACAAACAUGCUCCUUGGCGUUGCACAGUAUCAGGCACAACGUUCGACUUCUGAACCGUGGCGGGGAUCGCGCCGCUAUGAUCCUUACGCUGGUGCCCGGAAGAAGUCGACUAAGAGGAGAGCGAAGGUGGACGACAAUGAUCCUAUGAUGGACUGGGGAGGCCUGUCCUCGGAGGGUCGGGCCAAGUAUAUGGUCACAGCGGUGGACGCGUCCGUAUAUCACUCGUUUCGGAAUGGGACUACCCAUGAUAGUGAUGGCCCACGACAGCAGAGUUCGAGUUCGAGUUCACAAUCACAGUCGCAGUCGCGUGCUCCGCGUUCCCAUGUAGUCACGGACACCACGGCCCUGCUCACGCAAACUAUCUUUCGUACAUUCGUCGAGCGCGUAAAAGAGCGCAAGACCGCGUUCAAUGUUGCCAGGCUCACGCUCACGCAUCGCUCUUCUCAGUCGACGCAGAGAGAUCAAGUGCGGCUGCUCAUUUCAACGCAUACCGGAUGGGCACAAGAGCCGCUCGAGCUCGUCGUCACGGACAAGCACGACUCUAUGGACAUCGUCGAUAUCGUACAGACGAUCUUCGAUUCGCUUCGCUCGGUGGCGGAGUGCAGGAUCAAAGAGCUCGAGAUCGUCAUGCCUUGCCUUGAGUCCUGUGCGGUGGACGACCACCAUUGCGGAUCCGAUGUGUCCGGGAUGGGUCUCGAGCGGGCGUUCGAGCUUUGCUCGGAGGUGAAGCACCUCGAGCUACGCGGUCCUGCUGUUCGAGCGUGCCAUCUUGUCGUGGACGGUGCUCUCCCGCUGCUGAGGACCCUCGUGAUCAAGGACAAGUACGCGUCCGAGGAAAAGCUGGAGAAGCUGAGGGUGUUCGUUGAGCUGGAGCGUCCUUACUUGGCUUGGAAGACGGAGACGGCGAAGGAAGAGGCGGAGGAGGACAGCAACCCGUCGGCAUAUCAGCGUUGGAGCAGGAAAGGCUCUGCUUACGACCACCUCUUCAUAGGCACCGAAGCAUUUAAAAUGGCCAAGCAAGCGCUCGCAAACAGAGCUGCUGCUGGAGAGCUGAGUCCGACUUUGUCGGAGCGAGAUGACUCCCCGACUCCACUAGAUCUUGAAUGA
This is a messenger RNA of Peniophora sp. CBMAI 1063, 2337 nucleotides long. NCBI's taxonomy places the organism in Eukaryota, Fungi, Basidiomycota, Agaricomycetes, Russulales, Peniophoraceae. The record is from the annotation of a GenBank genome assembly.